Mizuhopecten yessoensis (Yesso scallop) is the source of this 2771-nucleotide messenger RNA. RefSeq names its product blastula protease 10-like. The transcript is spliced from 15 exons. The record is from RefSeq and is a predicted model, not a curated record. Bases 1 to 2304 code for a protein of 767 amino acids. Lineage: Eukaryota; Metazoa; Mollusca; Bivalvia; Pectinida; Pectinidae. Gene Ontology annotation, molecular function: metalloendopeptidase activity; zinc ion binding; protein binding. Gene Ontology annotation, biological process: proteolysis.
AUGGCGUCUUGUACCUCUCGAAACUUCAUGACCAGAACAUUUUUCACUCUUGUUUUCACUGGACUUUUUCAGGUACAGCACGCUUUUACGAUACUGAAAGAAAAUGGCCGUGACCUUUCAAUCGACCCAAGCAAGAUGUCAGCGAUGGAUCUUAUUGUUAUGGCAAACAUGGAACAAGAAAUUCACCAUCUGAUCGAGGGAGACAUUGUUCCAAGUAGAAAAAGGAACGCUGUUGGAAUAGAUGCUUGGAAAUGGCGAGAACACAAAAUUCCGUAUACUAUCGACGUCAACGGUUUCAGUGCCGAUGGACUGAAAGUGAUUGACGAGGCUAUUGCACAGUUUAAUACAGACGUUUCCUGUAUUAAAUAUGUACCACGUGACAAGGAGCAAGACUACGUCAGGAUUGUCCAUGGUUACGGUUGUCAUUCUUCAAUAGGCCGGGACGGAGGAAGACAGGAUGUGACGUUGGGUGACAACUGUUACUAUAAGGGGGUCGUCAUGCACGAGCUAACACACGCGGUCGGAUUCUUCCACGAGCAGAGUCGAUACGACCGAGACAAGUACGUCGAGGUGCGUUGGGAAAACAUUAUGGACGGGAAAGACCGUGAUUUUGUGGCCGAGUCCCGAAACAUCCUGAACACUUUGAAUGCUCCGUAUGACUAUGGAAGUAUUAUGCACUAUGGCGCCUACACCUUUUCCAAGAACGGUAACCCUGCCUUAAAAGCUCUCUUUGAUGACAAAGGAACAAUGGGCCAGCGAGAUGGAUUCAGUGCCGUUGACAUAUGGAAAAUUAAUAAACUUUAUUCGUGUACUGGAGGCGAUGCCCCUAAACCAAAAUGGAUGAUUGAAGACACAACUUCAACUGUUAGACCUUCAACAGCCAAACUAACAGCCACCACCACCACGACUACAAAGACCACGUCCGCAGCAACUCCGAAAACAUCCCCAACUGCUUCGUCGUCAGUUACCAUGCCUACGACAUCAUCUGCCACGCCCAUCUCCUCAAGAGCCACGCCCACCAACACUCCAAUAAAGCCAUGCCAAUCUGAUCCGUCAUUACCUGCGGGAAUCAGUGGUCCACCAGUCACGUUUGACGCCGUUGUGUUUCAAAACUCCCUGCGUGUCUUCUGGACCAACCCUUGCACGGACCAGUCUGUAUCGGCUUUCGUACUCACGUACUGGCAGGCAGGUGGACGGAGGAUAAAACUUAUGAUCGACCCUACAAAACUGACCUAUUACAUCUCAACCCUAUAUCACCCCGGACGGAAGUUCCAUAUCACCAUAGCAACACUUACAGCAGCAGGGGAAGGUCCGACCUCUGACGUCAUUAGCACCUAUUCAGCUUGUGGAUAUGAGAUCAGCCUUAAAGACAAUGGGACCUUCGACAAGAUCCAUUCUCCUUACUUCAGUCAGGGUUACUACGAGCCGGAUGUUGCAUGCCAAUGGACUGUCAAUGUUCCUCUGGGACAAAGGUUAAAGGUCAAAUUUGCUGCCCUUGACCUCGUUACCAGUGAUAGAUGUGACGGUGACUUCGUGACUGUCAAUGACGUCAUAUUCUGUAACCGUCUCCCCCAGAACGGUUACAUUCUGAGCGAUAAUGCGACCAAUAAAAUUACGUUUUACUCGAAGGCUGGGCAGGCUAAGAAACAGGGCGGGUUUAAAGUAUUUGUCAGCGUUGACGGCAAAAAGCCCAAGAAUGUCACGGCUGUGUCCAUACCUGGGCUAAUACAGCUGUUCUGGGAGGCUCCUGAGGGGAAACAGGGAGCCUCGUAUCACUACGAUCUAAAGUAUCGGCUGCUUCCGGACCGUCACGUGUCUGAAAUCCGACUGGAUUCCCAUAGAAACCACUUCCCGAUUACAACUGGAACACAUUAUGGGCGACUGUUUGAAAUUAAUGUAGCUGCUGUCGAUGUUAUAAAUGGCGUCGACGCGAAAGGUGCAGAUUACAAGACGAACAUUCGAGCAGCCUGUGGAAGAAACAUCACUGUAGACAGACCAGGGGUCCUGAGAAGUCCUCAUUUCCCGAAUCCGUAUGAACCGGACACGAUUUGUGAGUGGAACCUCAUCAUUGAAGAUGGAUACGAACUGUCCUUGACCUUCAAUGACCUUGACCUUCAGUCGACACCCGACUGCCUCUUUGACUAUGUUGAAUUUACGGAUAUCGGAAGAUAUUGUACCAUGUCUGGUCUUUACAACGGUCCCCUCGUGUCAAGGUCAAAGGUUACCAAAGUCAGAUUCGUCUCAAAUGACGAAACUGAGCUGAAAGGAUUUGAAUUGCUGUACGCUAAGAUUUUGAUUCCAUAACACCGGCAUGGAAACGAUAGAAUUAAGAGUAUAAUCCCUACACCAACGCAUAUAGCGGCACAACGAACGAAACGAGUAUCGAUUUGUUAUUGCAAUUAAAUUGUCUACUUACUACUGCAAUGGAGCAUCGCUUUGUCUGUAGAAAAAAACCCAGCAAUAAAUGUUAUCUGUAUUUUUCUGCUUUCAGUGUCUUUCAAGCCAUACCCAUUCCGUCGUCUUUCUUUCCCUUUCUCUUUCAAUCCACUCCAUUUGUACCAUAAUAUAAAUCUCUACAAUUUCCCUAUUUUGUCUCAGGUCGUCCUAAAAUAUCCACAUAACACACUGUCUUUUACUUACUUUAUAACUUGUGUCCAAUCUCUUUGUUGAAACGUUUCAGGCAAUACUAAUUAUUUAAAUUCGAUUAAGUACUAAUUGACAUUCAUGGCUACCUAAAUGGAUGUCUUGUAUACGUUCAACGAUAACUGAAA